This is a messenger RNA of Cokeromyces recurvatus, 1722 nucleotides long. RefSeq lists its product as uncharacterized. The transcript has 4 exons. Bases 41 to 1462 code for a protein of 473 amino acids. Gene Ontology annotation, biological process: late endosome to vacuole transport via multivesicular body sorting pathway; vesicle budding from membrane. NCBI's taxonomy places the organism in Eukaryota, Fungi, Mucoromycota, Mucoromycetes, Mucorales, Mucoraceae. The record is from RefSeq and is a predicted model, not a curated record. Gene Ontology annotation, cellular component: multivesicular body; ESCRT III complex.
UUUUUUUUUUCUUCUUUCAACUACUAAAAUUAGUAGAAUAAUGAAUAAUACUAAUUCACUUUCAGAAAGAAUUAAAAGACUACAAGAUUAUCUUUCAUCACAAUAUGUUGAUUUUGAUCAAGAAAAAACAACAGAUCGCUUAUUGUCUUUAUAUUCUGAUUUCUCUAAAUUAAAAAUAUUAAAUCCAUAUGGUUAUGAUGCCAAUGUUAAUUAUUGGAGAGCAGUUAUACUUGAUUGUAAUUUACAUGGAUAUUUAUCCGCUCAUGAGUCUGCUUGCUUGCUUGAUCAACAAGAACUCGGUGAAUUAUUUUAUAGACCCAAGAAGGGGAAAUCACUUUCAUUAGAUAUUGUUAUUGAGGAAAUGGUAAAUCGAACCAAGGAUUUAUUGACACUAAAAGAAUAUAAAAAACGAUAUCCAAUUGAAUACGCCAUAAAUAAUAGUAGCAGUAGCAGUAGUCAUUGGUUUCAAUGGUUUACUUCUUACUUUAUACCUUCUUUUAAGAAAAAUAGAGUAUUACCUAAUCUAUCUAUUUACGUUGUUUUACCAACUAUUCAAGAAUAUGCUAAAAUGAUUAUUCAUAAACAUUAUCAAAAGCCUUUAUGUGAUUCACUUGAUAACUUGUUUACGUUUAAAGAAUUUAAAGAAGAAUAUGGACUAUUAACAUGUCAUCAAGAAACAAUUAUACAACUCAGUCAUAUUGAUUUAUGGCUUUUACUUGGAUAUUUAAAUCAUAGAUAUGGCAUAGCUAUAAUGAAUCAUGAAUCAAUAACGAUUAUCAAAUUUCCAGAAAGAAAUGAGGGACUUGAGAAUAAUAAGAAUAAAACUAAAAUAACAGCAAAUGAUAAAGCUAUCAUUAAAUUAAAAAUGACAUGUGCUAUUUUACAUGAACAAGUGAAUGAAUUACAAAUGAAGUCUGAAGAAUUCAUUCAAUUAACAAGAGAACAUUAUCAAGAAAAUCAUAAACUUCAAGCCAUGUACAUGUUAAAAAAGAAAAAAAAGAUCGAUUAUUUACUUGAACAAAGAUUAAAGACAUUAGAAACAAUGGAAACAAUGUUAUUAAAGAUUGGAUCUGCCCAAAAUGAUAUACAAGUGGUUGAAGCAUUUAAUACAGGAGCUAAUCUAUUAAAAUCAAUCUUGUCAUUAAAAGGAAAUGUGGAUAAAACAUUUGAAAGUCUACAAGAUACAUUAAAUGAACAUAAACAAAUAGAAGAAGCACUUCAAAUGGGAAAUGAAGAGAUCUUUUCUAAUACAACAAAUCAAGAAGAACUAGAAGAAGAAUUAAAUUCAAUUAUUAAAGAGAAACCAUCAUCGUCAUCUAUCAUUAUAACUCAGCCAAUUGAUACUCAAUCCGAAUUAUUACGACUUCAAACCCUUUUAUCAUCAUUUAAUCCCUCUACAACCACCCUUCUUUUUCCAAAAAGACAAGAAGAAGAUCAAGAAAAAGAAGCUGUGUUAUUAUAAACUACUAUACCCACCCCCACUCUAUUUCCUUCAUUUAAUAUGGUCUAUUAUUAUGUAAGCAAAGACGUGUAAUUAUUAUAAAUUAAGUAACUUAUGUCAUUAUUAAAUGAUUUGACUAUUUCGUCAUAAUAAUUUUGUUUUUAAUUAUGAUUGGUUUAUUUCUUUCAACCAAGUAGUAAUAAAGGGUUUCUUACAAAGAUACUUUCCUAGAUGAUUAAUAAUCUAUCCCGGUUUCAAUAUAUAAAACAAGUUGAUAAAAU